Molecule: messenger RNA, 1189 nt
Organism: Lobosporangium transversale
Lineage: Eukaryota; Fungi; Mortierellomycota; Mortierellomycetes; Mortierellales; Mortierellaceae
Exons: 1
Coding region: 118-1188 (356 amino acids)
Biological process (GO): nucleocytoplasmic transport; activation of GTPase activity
Cellular component (GO): nucleus; perinuclear region of cytoplasm; cytosol
Molecular function (GO): GTPase activator activity; small GTPase binding
Source: RefSeq, a predicted model, not a curated record
CUGUAUAGGAUCACGACCGAAACAAACGGUGGCAAACAUUACAAAUGGGUUUGUUGCGAUCAUUUUCAUCCGACGUAUGACAAAAAAAUACAGAAAGCGUUCGAAAAAGCAGUGGAGAUGAAUGGCGGCAAAUAUGACUCGCAGGCUGGUAAAGCGACCAUCACAUUGAAAUCAAAAAAAAGAGCUAAAGAAUUCUUCGGCGCUUUGGCCAAGGCAAGCCGUAUUUAUGAACUGGAUAUCACAUUCAGUUGGGAUUGGGCCAAGACUGAUCUUGAAGCAUUUGAGAGUGCGCUAAAGAAGUCAAAUGUGUCGAUUCUUCGGCUUGAACUUGGACAGUUUCAAGAAAGCAGCAGCAGGAAGCUACUUCCAACAUCCACACUAUAUGCAAUACUUACUCGCACCAUAGAGCAUAGCAACAUGAAGGCGAUUCAUAUUGUUCUAUUUCCGGAUCUCAACAAGCCUUCCAACCUGCAGCUCAAAGGCUUGCCGUACCUUCAUAAGUUAACCAUUGAGAUGAACUCGCGAGAGAUUGGACCUAGUGAACUUCAAGCACUUGCAAAGUCACUCAAGAUCAAUACGGCUUUGACUACUUUGGACCUGAGGGACAGUCCAAUUAGGGGUGAAGGAGCCCAUGAACUGCUAGAGGCCCUCAAGGAUAACGAGACUUUAACCACUAUGAGCUUGACAGGUAAUUUAAUUGGGGAUGAAGGAGCUGUUACGUUGUCAGAAUCACUCGAGAACAAUAUGACUUUAAUUUCUUUGCAGUUGGAUGGCAACUCGAUUGGGGAUAACGGAGCGCUUGCACUGUCAAAGGCGCUCAAGGUCAACACAAAGUUGACCACUCUGAAGUUGGGAAAUAACUUAAUUCGGGAUGAAGGAGCCCAGGAAAUGUCAGAGAUGCUCAAGAGCAAUAACACAUUAAGCGCAUUGCACUUGGAUGGCAACUCAAUCGGGGAUGAAGGAGCUCUUGCACUGUCAGUGGCACUCAAGGCUAAUGUGACUUUAACUACUUUGGGCUUGGAAGGCAACUCAAUUGGGGAUGAAGGGGUUCUUGCACUAUCAGAAGCACUCAAAGUUAACACGACUUUGACCACUUUGUGCUUGGAUGGCAACUUGUUUGAGGAUGAAGGGGCUCUCAAGCUGUUAGAGGUAGUCAAGACCAAGACGAAAUUCAACCUUAUUACGUGAG